Exophiala xenobiotica is the source of this 360-nucleotide messenger RNA. RefSeq lists its product as uncharacterized. The coding region runs from base 1 to 360 and encodes 119 amino acids. NCBI's taxonomy places the organism in Eukaryota, Fungi, Ascomycota, Eurotiomycetes, Chaetothyriales, Herpotrichiellaceae. The record is from RefSeq and is a predicted model, not a curated record. The transcript has a single exon.
AUGUCUCUCCGAAAGAAGCAAGUCAAAAAAUUCAUUGACCUUUGCGUUGACCAUUGGGACCGUAUCUGCCAAAAGUUGAGUCCGCAAAAUGCUGGACACCGACUGUUUCCAUCGCGAACACCGAAGCAUGACGAGGACACUGGGGCUCGCGUAGACCAGGGACUGAAACAUUCGAAGAAUGGCACUCAAUCGGACGACACCUACAACAUCCAUAUCCAAGCAAACAACCAGGGACCGGCUAGUCAUGGGAACUUGUUCACAGUGGAAGUUCGGCCAACCAUGAGUAAGACGGCUUUUAAAAGUUCGAUGGAAAAGGCAGCUCGAGACGCAGGAGUCAUUUGGGUGAUGGCCAGUUCGUGA